This is a messenger RNA of Python bivittatus (Burmese python), 609 nucleotides long. Lineage: Eukaryota; Metazoa; Chordata; Lepidosauria; Squamata; Pythonidae. The record is from RefSeq and is a predicted model, not a curated record.
AGGGACCCCAAGAGCUUCCUCUUCCGCCUCUGCCAGGCCGACCCGGACCUCGACUCCGACAAGGAUGAAGCAGGUGCCUAUUUAAUAGACAGAGAUCCAACCUAUUUUGGACCAGUGCUGAACUAUCUCCGACAUGGGAAACUGGUUAUCAAUAAAGACCUUGCAGAGGAAGGUGUUCUUGAAGAAGCUGAAUUCUAUAACAUCACAUCCUUAAUCAAACUGGUGAAGGACAAAAUAAGGGAAAGAGACAGUAAAAUCUCACAGGUGCCAGUCAAGCAUGUUUACAGAGUGCUACAGUGCCAGGAAGAGGAGUUGACUCAGAUGGUCUCAACCAUGUCUGAUGGCUGGAAAUUUGAACAGACCCCUAAGCCGAAGUGGUCAGUGGGAAUUGGCGAUGUAGUAGGGGAGGCUCAAGAUCCGAAGGGAAAGAGAGAGCUGGAGCCCGAAGUUGCCGUAUUGGGGGUUCGUAUGGAUAAAGUGGAAGCCAAGUUUGAUUCCAUGAUGGAUGAACUGAAGUCAUUGAAAAGGAUGCUAGGGAAAGUACUGGGCAGCCGAGACCAAGACUGCCAAUCCAGGGAUUCCGAAACGACUUCUGGAGACAGUGAGGAG